AGAGAGAAAGACACACACAGAGAGAGAGAGAGAGAGAGAGAGAGAUCCGAUCCCAUACAAGGCUUGAGCGCAGAAGGAAAAAACAAAAGUAUUUGCAGGAUAUUUUCACAGGAUGUGUAGCGGAGCGCACGAGAGACGGAGGAGAGCAGCAUGAGUGUGAACAGCAGCAGAGGAGCACACUACUGAGCAUCAUGGGGACGCGUCUCUGGAUACUGAUGCUCGUGGUGAACCAGGUCUCUUCCUACAGACGUCCAGCAGAGCCUUUAACCUGUCAAGUGGUCCAGGAGGAUGUCGACUGCAGCGGUCUGAACCUCAGACGGAUCCCUGUGCGAUUGCCGACCUCUAUCCACCUCCUCGAUCUGUCUCGAAACCUCCUGCAGAACCUCACGGACCGGGAGCUUCCUGGGCUCUCCACCGUCCAGCAUCUGAACCUCCACGCCAACAAGAUCCAGUUCAUCCAGCCGGGCCUGUUCCAAGACACGAGUCGUUUGGAGGUGCUGGAUCUAUCGGGAAACUCCCUGGACCUUUACGCCGCUCUGAAAACACACGUCGGGCCGCUCAAAUCAGUCCGGCAUCUGGAUUUGUCCGGAAACGGUCUGUUCACGGAUAUGAGCGACUAUUUCCUGAGCGACACCCCGGCCCUCACCAACCUCUCUUUAGACGGGAACAGCAUUACUAAAAUCAGCAGGCACACAUUCAACGGAUCUCAGGCUCUAAGAAACAUCGACCUGCACAAUAACGUCAUCAUAGAAAUCGAAGAAGGUGCUUUCGAGUCGCUGACGGGACUCUCAGAACUCGAUCUGUCGGUGAACUCCAUUUCAUGCAUCACAGACUUCAACCUCGUUCAGCUCAAAACUCUAAACUUGAGCAAAAACAGCCUGAAUAGCUUUCAGACCGUUGAUUCGGAUCUAGAGUUCGAGCUUCAGUAUCUGGACCUGAGGGAAAAUAAAAUCCUGUAUUUCCCCGUGCUUCCCGAGAGGAACAAACUCGUGUACCUGGACCUGUCCAGAAACCUCUUGAGAAGCGUGAACUGCUCCGGUCCACUAGAAGAGCUGGAGAACCUGAAGGCCAGCGGGUAUCUGUUCACCGAUCACGACAAACCCCUUUGCCUUUGUGUUAAUCAGAGGCACCAGGAUUUUCCCAAGUUGCUCUACUUGGACUUGAGCUACAACCAGUUCAAAGCGAUUCCGUCCUCGUUCUUCAGCAGCGUGGCUUCUCUGGAGAGCCUGAACAUCAGCAAUAACUGUUUAGAGAGCUUCAGUGUGGAUUCAGAAGGCCAUCUGAACUCGUUGAAAACCUUGGACAUCAGCUACAACAACCUGCAGAACUUGUCCUUCGGGGAAAACACGCUGGCUGCGUUGGAAGUCUUGCACCUUCAGGGAAACGCUCUGAGCAUACUAGACCCCGAGAUCUUCUCAAGGCUCCCCAACAUACAGAGCCUUCAUCUUCAGGAAAACUUGUUCAGCAUCUGUCCUUCUCUCAAGGGUCCAAUGCACGACUGCAUCCGACUGUCCUCUAUCCCGACCCUGAGCUACCUGUACCUCUCGGAGAACAGUCUCGUAUCGGUUCCACCAGGAGCGUUUCACGGAAGCCCGCUGCUUAUUCUGGAUCUGUCCAUGAAUCCCGGUGUGGAUGUCGGCACGUCAUCUCUCUCAGGUUUGGAGAUGUCCCUCACCCAUCUUUCUCUGAGAGGAAACCAGCUCCGAAACUUAGCUGUCGACUUCACCUUCUUUCAGAAACUCAAGUCUUUGGAUCUGUCGCUGAACCGGCUCACGGGGGUCUCUCUGUGGAGUGGAGACUCUUCGGUGGAGUCCUUGAACCUGCAGAAUAACAGUUUGGUAACACUCACAUCCGACACGGUUUUGGCUCUGCAGAAAUCGCUCAGAACUUUAUAUGUAGGCUCGAACCCCUUGAGCUGCUGCGGAAACCCGUACCUCCUCACGUUGCUCCAGCAGGACAGACUGAACGUGCCAGACAUCGCCGUCGUGACCUGCUGGUACACCAGAGACUCGGAGAGCGUGGAGAUCAGCGUGAGCGCCGUGAAGCCGGAGCACUGCGAGUCUGUGGACAGGAAAGUGUUGUGGAUCAGUGUGAUCGUCGUGCUCGUGCUCGGACUGAUGCUGGUGUCGGUGGUCGCCUUGAAACUCUGUCACUCUAAAAAACACAGGUUCAAAAGAGGCAUCAAAGCUUGAAUCAAAAGAAGGAAAAGAAACCAAAGCGUUCUCACCUGAUUGUGGUGCCACAUGCAUGACAGCUAGGUUUCAGUAUGUGAUGCGUGGGUGGAUCUGGAACAAGUUCAGUGUCAAAUCCUGAUCACCAUCUUUUGCAUUCACAUCAUUUGUGACAUUUGCUAUUUAAACAGAAAUGCAAGCAAUAUUCACCAGUGAGGGUAAAGCAGGACAUGCUUCUGCAUUCGAAACCAGCCAGAUGCAGCAAGACUGCACAAACGAUCCCAAUUAGCCAAACAAAACAUGUUUCAUGUGCUGAUCUUCUGCAAUAACACUACACUUUCUGAUGCACGCACUUUAUGGAUUGUGAUUUGUGAAUAUGGGAGUGAAAUGUACAUGCAUAAUGUGAAAACUGCAUCAACAAGUUGCAAACAGAUGCAAGAUUGACUGGAGAGGGUUGUAGAGUGAGACUAGAUUGUAGGAGUGUGUUUUCAAUACGUGUCUCUGCAGCACAAAAGCAGCGUUAAGUCUCUGGGAUAUAUUUGUAGAAAUAGCCAACAAUACUUUGUAUGGGUCAAAAUUAUUCAAUUAUUAUCAAUGCCAAAAAUCAUUAGGAUAGUAAGUAAAGAUCAUGUUCCAUGAAGAUAUUUUGUAAAUUUCCUACCGUAAAUAUAUCAAAACUUAAUUUUUGUUUAGUUAUAUGCAUUGCUUGGAAAUAUUAUUUAUUCAUCGUUCAGAUGAUGUAUACAUC
Messenger RNA from Carassius carassius (crucian carp), 2919 nucleotides. RefSeq names its product transforming growth factor beta activator LRRC32-like. Gene Ontology annotation, cellular component: cell surface; extracellular matrix. NCBI's taxonomy places the organism in Eukaryota, Metazoa, Chordata, Actinopteri, Cypriniformes, Cyprinidae. The record is from RefSeq and is a predicted model, not a curated record. Gene Ontology annotation, molecular function: protein binding. The transcript is spliced from 3 exons. Bases 192 to 2192 code for a protein of 666 amino acids.